This is a messenger RNA of Exophiala aquamarina CBS 119918, 1662 nucleotides long. RefSeq lists its product as uncharacterized. Gene Ontology annotation, molecular function: transmembrane transporter activity. NCBI's taxonomy places the organism in Eukaryota, Fungi, Ascomycota, Eurotiomycetes, Chaetothyriales, Herpotrichiellaceae. Gene Ontology annotation, biological process: transmembrane transport. The transcript has 5 exons. The record is from RefSeq and is a predicted model, not a curated record. The coding region runs from base 1 to 1662 and encodes 553 amino acids.
AUGGGUCUUGGCGUCCUCGAAGACAAUAAACUCACCCACGUCCCGGGCACCGUCAUUCUCGACGAUGGUGUGCUGCCAGAUGUGCUUGAAGCCACUGGGGGUUUGAAGCACGCCAAAGGAACCAAGGGCGAGCAUAUCGUGCUCAACCCGCAGCCAACUAACGACCCCAACGAUCCUCUGAAUUGGCCUCUUUGGAAACGGGAUGGUAUCUUUCUCAUCCAUGCCUAUGGUUUUGUCUGCACGGCCGCUGUCCCCUCUGCUCUCCUGGCCGCUGCUACUGUGGUGCUGGCUGAAACCUUCGACACCUCCAUCACCAAGAUCACUCAAUUGACCGGAUUCCUGCUCCUCGCUGUCGGAUCAUUUGGUCUCUUCGUCUCCGUGCUCUCCCGUCUGUACGGGAAGCGGCCACAAUUCGUUUUCGCGUCUUUCAUGUGCCUGCUUGGUACUAUCAUUGGCAGCGUGGCACAGGACUACAACACAUUGCUAGCUGGGCGCAUGAUUCAGGGGCUCGGUGCCUGUGCUUAUGAGAGUUUACUCGUGGCCAUCGUCGGUGAUCUGUACUUUGUCCAUGAGAGAGGUCUUCGCAUCGCCUUCUUCAACUUCUGCUUUGCCAGCUUGAAUGCUAUUGGAACCUUAAUUGCGGGCCCGAUUACCACCAAGUACGGUUGGAGGUACAUGUUCUACAUCUACAUUCCUUUCAUCGCUCUCCAAUUCAUCUUGGUCGUGUUUUGCGCCACGGAAACAACAUUCAUCAGGUCGCAGGCAUAUGAGACUGAUAUGAUCGCCGAUGUCAAUUACGAUGGACUGCAGAAGCAAGAACAGCAUGAGGGCAAGGCCACGAGCGAUGCUCAGCUGGAAGAAGCCACUAACUAUGCAGAACCAGUCCCCGUUCCGGCAAAGAAGACUUAUUGGCAAUUCAUCGCCUUCUAUCAUGGCCGCUAUUCUCACGACAACCCACUCAAGCUGUUCCUUCGCCCCUUCGCCAUCUGCCUUAACCCAGCAAUUAUUUGGAUCAAUCUCAUUGGCUCACUACCCAUUGCCUCAGUUGCAUGCAGCAAUUUCACAACAGCACAGAUGUACGCAGUGCCACCAUACAAUCUCAACCCCACUGAGAUCGCCUACAUGUUUAUCGGUCCAUUAGUGGGCCCGUUGAUCGUUACCGGCAUCUUCUUUUUCUUCAGUGACCCCCUGGCACUCUACCUGGCCCGCAGGAACAAGGGUGUUUUUGAGCCAGAAUUCCGUCUUCCAAUGGCAUUGAUAAUUGGCGGUGUCCUUAUGACCAUCGGCAUCUUCGGAUGGGGCAACCUGUACGAAGCAGGAAAGGAACCACCCGUAGUGGGUGCUAUCAUCCUAGGCUUUUACGCCGCUGGCAUGUCGGCCCUGAACAUCGCAAGCGGCACCUACACGGUCGACGCGUACAGAGAUCUCUCAGUCGAGCUUGUCAUCAUCGUGAUGAUUGUGAAGAACUUCCUCUUCUAUGGAGUCUCAUACUUCUUCAACGACGCCGUAGCGGCCAGAGGUCCGGCUUUCGUCUUCAACAUUGUCGGUGCCAUCGUUCUCUUCGGAGUGGUCAUCCUCGGCAUUCCCGUCUACAUGUACGGCAAGCGCAUGCGUGGAUGGUGGUUCCGUGCCCAGCUUCUCAAGAAGAUGCACUUGGAGUAG